Molecule: messenger RNA, 589 nt
Organism: Brassicogethes aeneus
Lineage: Eukaryota; Metazoa; Arthropoda; Insecta; Coleoptera; Nitidulidae
Source: the annotation of a GenBank genome assembly
GGAUUAAGGAUUACUUUGAUCGGUGGGUAUAUUGUUGAUAAUUUAGCGUCAAAUUGACAGAGAAAAUGUUUCGAAAUCUACCUAAACGUUUGUUAGCGCGCAAAAGUGUACUGAGAACCUUUCGAUGCGUUAAAUUCGGUACCAACGAUGCCGUGGACCCCCCGGAAGAUUUCAUAGUGAACCCGAAAAAGGAUCGCCAAAACGAACCUUUCGAGCAAAAAAAGAAACGCUUGCUGUACCAAUCCAGCAAAAGGGGGAUGUUGGAGAACGAUUUGAUCAUCGGUUCUUUCGCCAAAAAGUAUUUGGACACGUUUACAGAAGAAGAGGUCGAUGAGUACGAUAAAUUGAUUAACAUACCGUCCAACGAGUGGGUUCUUUACUAUUGGGCUUCGGGGUUAAAACCUGUACCGAAAGAAUUCGACGGAAAAAUCAUGAAACUUUUGAAGGAACAUUGCAAAAACACUGGGCAAGAAAUCAAGAGAAAAACUGCUCUGGGUACCAUCGGUUUAAUAUGAAAUGUUGUUAUUUAAGAAACUGUAUUCAGGAUGUAGCUUUUAGAUCCUGUUUCGCAAUUUAAUAUAAAACUGCA